Molecule: messenger RNA, 1887 nt
Organism: Orbilia oligospora ATCC 24927
Lineage: Eukaryota; Fungi; Ascomycota; Orbiliomycetes; Orbiliales; Orbiliaceae
Exons: 3
Coding region: 1-1887 (628 amino acids)
Source: RefSeq, a predicted model, not a curated record
AUGGCGAGCCUUCCAUUGUCCCUCGGAACGCUUCCGCUCGACAUACUAACCUAUCUGAUUUAUGAUUGCGUCGACGACGAAGGUACCCUUUACGCUCUUAGCCUUACCUGUCGCGUUCUCCGAAGCGUUGCUUUUAGGCGGAUAUGCUCGGAAAAGGUUGCGAUAAACCUUAACCUGCCCGGAUAUGCAGAAAUAUGUCAGGAGAAUUCACUUACAACCCUUCUAAAGUCGGAUGAAUAUCGGUCGGUCGGCUUGACCAAGCAGCUGUGGGUUAAUAUCAACAGCCUUGAGUGCCGAAGCCUCAUUCACUUAGAGAAUUACGAUCGUUUCAUCAGGGAUGCUGGAGGGAUAGUGGAACGAUGCCCCGCUGUCGAAACAGCUACUGUGAGGGAGUGUUCUGGCAUGAACAAAAAUGACAUCUUGGAUGUCAUUCACUGGUCGAACAAGGUGGUGAAGCUCCCGAGGCUAAGAUUUUUAUUUAUCGAUUCUUCGGAAAGACGCCACUUUAGAUCACAGCCGGAUGACCAGCAUAUAGCUCGCAUCGAGGGACUACAUCAGGAAAAGCGACAUUUGAAUAGUCUAGAAUGUCUAUCGGUUCAGAAUUGCUUCAGUGGAAUAUUCUCUGACGAUUUUUCACCCCAGAGCUUGUUUAUUCAAAACACAAUCGUUGACAAUAUCGAUUCUCUGAACCGGCUAUGGUUUCAUGGAGCUGAGCUUCGGGAGGCCCUGAAGGAGAUGCCAACGGCUUCUUUGGCUAAUAUGCGUUUGAAAUCGCUAAGCAUCCGCUUACUCCCAACCCAUAGCGACCUUAUCAGAGUCUUCGGUUUGUGCCCAAGAGACGAUCGACGGCAAAGUGGUGUUAUAGCAAAUAAAGAUGCAAUGACGGGGCUCGAGCACUUAUAUCUUUCGGAUGGUAACUUCAUGGCAGAAGGGGAAUUAGAGUUGCUCCCGUAUCUCUACACGCCAAUUCUAAAAUCACUUCAAGUCGGUGUUGGGGUUUUUCAACCUGAGGGAAGCCCAGAAGGCCUGCCAAGGCCUUUUGAGGACUAUUUAGGGUCACUCUCAUCGCUUGAAAGGUUCGGGACAUCUGGGGCAACGAUGAUCCCAAAGGCUUCGUACUUGACACUACUAGAUCGGGUUGUGGCAUCGCAGCCCGGUUUUAAAUCUCUCGCGGUGUGGAAUAGCUGGUAUGCGUUUGGUUUGCUGUUUCCAGGCGAACUCCUGAAAACAACGAUGUACACAUCCUUGGAAAGGGUAGAAAUCGCAUCGAAAUUUGAAUGUGCAGAUGAAGGAUUAUUUAGAGCACUAGGAUCUGUAUUCCGCGCGUAUUCAGGCUCCAAUUCUUCACUCAAAACAUUAUCUUUCGGGCAAAGUUUUGCGGAGAAACAGUAUUUCGGCGCCCGCGAAAUUUGCACUAUUGUGUCCAGCAUUCUUUACGUUCAUCAGAGGCGCCGUUGCCCCGAUACCCCAUUUCUACUCGAUCAUAAUGAGUCGCAGAGUUCGCCUUUAGUGGAAACGCCGGCUAGGCGAAUUCUCUUUGAUGCGAUUUCCGGGAAAAGGAGUUGGCGUAGACCGUUCAUCUACAAAGCAAGCUACCGGAAUGCUGUUGAGAGUUAUCUCCAUUCAUUCGUAUCGACGCUGCCGCCUGGAAAGAACCAAUGGAAUACAAAGCUAUCCGACUGGGACACUUAUAGCCAAUGCAACAAAGCGACAGCAUCGAAUGGAAUAUAUGAAGCUAUUAUGGCCGAGCUUCCCGAGGGAUUUAAACGAUUGGAGUUAGAUUGGAGGGCGGAACGCGCUGGUGGAAAGUGGCCGAAAGAUAUAAAAGAAUGGAGGUUUGUAUGGGAAAAGACGGAAGCGGGUUGGGAACUUGUGGAGUCGUCUUGA